Neohortaea acidophila is the source of this 1036-nucleotide messenger RNA. RefSeq lists its product as uncharacterized. Bases 87 to 689 code for a protein of 200 amino acids. NCBI's taxonomy places the organism in Eukaryota, Fungi, Ascomycota, Dothideomycetes, Mycosphaerellales, Teratosphaeriaceae. The transcript has a single exon. The record is from RefSeq and is a predicted model, not a curated record.
CUUCCCUCUUCAUCUCACCACCGAAGCUCAGCUCAAGCAAUUCACCAUUCUUCAAUCCCCUCGACAGUGAUUGAACUGCCGCCAUCAUGCCGAAGUCCAAGGUCAAAGGCGUCCUCAUCUCUUCCACCGCAGAACAAGUCGCCGGCCGCGAGAAAAUGACGACUUACGACAUUCCGACGAACCACGAAAUUUACAACAUCGGAGGUCUCUGUCCCGUGUCUCAACUAGUCGGCAUGCCGCUUCUCGUUUACAAGAUCAGGCUGACAACGCCACAUGAUACCCGCCCGGACAGCAUCCACUACCAACUCUCCCCGCCCUACUACCCAAACCACACAGCCAGCAAGCUGAUGGUCGACAGCGAUCCCGACGAGUUGGAGUUGAAACCGGCAGAAGGCUGGAAGGACACUGCUGGCAACGUCAUCGUCGUUCGCAAGGACCGCAAACCUCUCUACGCGGUGCAUGUCCGGGUGUUGCUCGACUUCAUGGAUAAAGUCAUGUACCCAGGCGCAGCGGUCCUUCCAGACGGUCAUCGCACACGCUCCAGUACUGCCUCACCACUGGACAUCAUUGCGCACCUGACACCUGGCGACUUCAAAGACUACUACAUGGCGGAGCGGUACUACUGGCAAAGUGCAGGACAAGAUGCGGCCAACCGAGCAGCACUGCCUACGCCGUGGACCCAAGACUGAAAGCUGCAAUGAUCGACGCAUCCAAAUCAAAUACAGUGGAGGAGUGGCGUAUGACAAGAUGACGUUCGAGAGCUGGUGUGAACACCAUCUGCUGUUCGAAAUCGGCAAGUCCGAAGCUCCAGCGAGUACUCAUCUCACCUGGGGCCAAGCGGUAUAUCGCUAAAGCAGAUGGUAUGUUGCAGGGACUGAAGGGGAAGCGUGAUGAGCCUUGCGGGCUGAGGGCACGUGCUCACGUUGGGGAGCUUGAGGAGAGAAUCAACGAGUGAGCACGAUGUGUACUCCCUUUUAGGGAGGGAAGAACGUAGCAGAAUACAGCAGCAUGCAAUGCCCAGCCCGAUUUCGCCGCA